Labrus mixtus (cuckoo wrasse) is the source of this 10070-nucleotide messenger RNA. RefSeq names its product castor zinc finger 1 (gene casz1). Bases 413 to 6469 code for a protein of 2018 amino acids. The transcript is spliced from 19 exons. Gene Ontology annotation, cellular component: nucleus. Gene Ontology annotation, molecular function: RNA polymerase II transcription regulatory region sequence-specific DNA binding; DNA-binding transcription factor activity, RNA polymerase II-specific. Lineage: Eukaryota; Metazoa; Chordata; Actinopteri; Labriformes; Labridae. The record is from RefSeq and is a predicted model, not a curated record. Gene Ontology annotation, biological process: positive regulation of transcription by RNA polymerase II; regulation of neuron differentiation.
UAAUUUCCUAUCAGCCUAUUCAGACAACAUCACCAACAGCUUGGUCUGUGCGCGUGUGUGUGUAUGGGGGCAGAGCAGAGAGUGAGAGACAGAGAGGCAGCGCACGAGAGGCAGAGAGAGAGCAACACGGAGAGCGAGAGAGAGAGAGAGAGAGAGCAGGGAAGGGGGAGGCUCCAUAUUCUUUCACCUACACCCCGUCAAACCACAGGAAGGAGGGGCCAGACCCUAAGCUGCCAAUCAAAUCCGCUCGUGGCAGCCGGCAUUAUCUCAGCAACAAACUAUUGACAGAUUACAUGUCAAGGAGUUUAGUGCAUGAUUGAAGGAAGCCUUUUUUAUCUAGUUACUUUUCCGCUUUAUUUACCCCUCAACCAACCAACAUUCGAAUGACUUUCUUACAAAGUUGAGUAAUAUUAUGAAAGUUACAUGUCUGAGAGGAUUUAACUUCGACUUCCCUGAAUAUGCUGAAAGGAGUUUAUGCACUGAAACGACCUCAGGAAAAUCCAAGAUGGCCGCCAAAAGGAAAGGUGGCCUAAAACUCAAUGCUAUCUGUGCCAAGCUGAGCCGCCAGGUGGUGUUCGACAGCAGCUCCCAGAAUGCAGAGGGAGACCAGAGUGUAGCAGAAAACAGUGAGCGUGGCAGUUCCCUCUACGAUGACAAUGAGACCAACUUCCCCGAGAGCCUGAGCCUAAAUCAGAGCCUAGAGGAGGACCAGAAGAGACGCGAGGCCAUCGAGAAGUGGGUCAACGGCGAGUAUGGCGAUGAGCCACCAGCUCCUGAGGAUGAACAGGAGCAUGAACUCAAAGUCAGCAAUGAUGAAGACGGCCCCCCUGAAGGUGUCUACAUGGUACAUCCCAAAGGCUGCAGUGACGACGAAGAGGAGGCCGAGCCCACGGCAGGGUCUCAUGAUGGCAGUUUCCAUAAUGACAAAGAACCUGAAGACAAGCCUUCGAAAGAGGUUACCUACAUGCAGCCAAGCGAGGCCCAGAGUCGCCAAGCACCUUUCUCCUCUCCAGGAGAAGCAUCUGCCCUGCGAGACUAUGCAGCCAACACCAUGAAUGAAUUUUUGGGAAUGUUCGGUUAUGAUGACCAGCAGGUAAGGGAUGAGCUGACCAAGAAGAUCAGCUUUGAGAAACUCAAAGCCGCUACCUCAGACCCCUCAUCCCUCAGCAGCGAGGAGGCCUCACGACGCGCCCGCUUCUCCAAGUACGAAGAGUACAUACGAAAGCUGAAAGCCGGUGAGACCCUACCCUGGCCCAUGCAUGCUUCCCCACCCAAACCAGAUGACCUCAACUCAAAACUGGCUCAAGAUAAGAGUGCUACUAUGCUCCAGACCCCUGGAUGCCUCCCAGGGGCCGAGGCACAGAUCUACCCUUCAAGCCUGGACCACAAACAGCCAGGAGGACCUCAGCUGGGCACCUCUCAGCCAGCAAAUCCCUCUCACAUUCAGAACCUGGCGUCCCGAGCCUCAAAGUAUGACUUCUUUAUUCAGAAGCUGAAGAUGGGUGAGAGUCUACAGCAGCAGAACGGUAAUGCUUACAAACGACCCUCCAAGUACGACUUGGAGAAUGUCAAAUUCCUGCACCUCUUCAAGCCUGGUGAGGGCAACCCUGACAUGGGCGGUGCCAUCGCCUUUAAAACUGGCAAAGUGGGCCGUCCUUCGAAGUAUGACAUCAGAACAAUUCAGAAGCUGAUGCCAGGUACACCAGAGGCCUCACUGAUGCCCAACGUCCUCGCAACAGCACCCGGAAACCCAGGAGCUCCUGGAGUUCCAACUGUAGGUGCAGCUGGGGCCAGCAUCGCCCCAGGGCUCACAAUGGACCAGACAGGACACUUAAGCUUCAACGCCUCUGACUACCUGAAGUCCAGCUUUUCCAAGACUGACUCCAUCACCACAGGCACUGUGUCCUCUGUGAAGAAUGGCCUGCCACCAGAUAAACCCCCCAGCGACGACAUCAACCUCUACCAGAAAUAUAUUGCCAGGUUCUCUGGGAGUCAACACUGUGGACAUGUGCACUGUGCGUACCAGUACAGAGAGCAUUACCACUGCAUGGACCCUGAGUGUAACUACCAGGUGAGCAGGUUUACCAGUAAGCAAGAUGUUAUCAGGCACUACAACAUGCACAAGAAGAGGGACAACUCCCUGCAGCAUGGCUUCAUGCGCUUCAGCCCUCUGGAUGACUGCAGUGUCUACUACCAUGGCUGCCACCUCAAUGGAAAAAGCACCCAUUACCACUGCAUGCAGGUGGGCUGCAGCAAAGUGUACACCAGCACCUCAGAUGUCAUGACUCAUGAAAACUUCCAUAAAAAGAAUGCCCAGCUGAUCAACGAUGGCUUCCAGAGAUUUCGUGCCACUGAGGACUGCGGCACAGUCGGUUGUCAGUUCUACGGGCAGAAGACUACACACUUCCACUGCAGGCGUCCAGGCUGCACAUUCACUUUCAAGAACAAGUGUGACAUUGAGAAGCACAAGAGCUACCACAUCAAGGAUGAUGCCUACGCCAAAGAUGGCUUCAAGAAGUUCUAUAAGUAUGAGGAGUGCAAGUACGAAGGCUGCGUGUACAGCAAAGCAACCAACCACUUCCAUUGCAUCCGCUCCGGCUGCGGCUUUACCUUUACCUCCACUAGCCAGAUGACCUCCCACAAGCGCAAACACGAACGCCGUCACAUCCGCUCCUCCAGUGUUAUGGGCCUCUCCUCCGCCUACCUGGCACCAAAGGAUGAGCAAGAGGAGUCAAGCAACGAUGACCUGAUGGACUUCUCAGCCAUCAGCAGCAAGAACUCCAGCCUGAGUGCCUCGCCUACGACCCAGCAGUCCACCACUGUGCCACACCUUUUGGCCACACCCACCACCACAGUCUCCUCCUCCUCUACAUCUGGUUAUGCCCUCAAACCUGCACCCUCGCUGCCCAGUGCAGGCCAGCGUAUGUCCACCCUGCUGUCCCAGGCUCUGCCCAGCAACAUGCCUGUGGCCCUUGCUCUUUCCAACAGUGCCCUGGCCUCUUCCAACCCGUUCUUCUCCCUCAUGCCCAGGCUGCCUCUCCAACCACAUCUGCCAGCCGCUAGUCUGAUUUCAGCUGUAUCUUCUGGAACCCACUCCAUGCCAACUGAUUCACUGACCCAGGGGUGUUCCACACCGAUGUCAGAUGGAAUCAUGACAUCUACCCCGACCUCCUUCACCACCUCCUCCAUCAUGGAGAAGAUCUCGGCAAGCAAAGGUCUGAUCUCGCCCAUGAUGGCCAGACUGGCAGCUGCUGCUCUGAAGCCCUCCAAUAACCCAGACAUAGGGAAUGGGCAUCUGACUUCAUCCAGCCAGUUCAAUCUGGUUCAAGUGAAGCAGGAGCCUGUGGACAUCAACUCUGGGGCCUCCCAAGACUCAACGCAGGAACAUAGCCUGGACCUGAGCAAAAAAGACCACAGUAAUGAAUCAAACGGACACCCUGUACCAGGGAAUACAUCUCUUUUAUCCUCGCUUAUGAAUAAGAUGUCACAGGUGAACCCUGCCCUGUUCAACGCCAUGAACCUGAAGGCAGAGCUGGAGGUGAGCCAGGGCAGCAGCAACCCAGAAGCUGCACAGUAUCUGCACAGUGUACUGAAGAGGCCCAUGGCGGAAAAACACACUGAGAUCUGGAGAAAAUACCUCCGCAGGUUUGAUACUGAUGACUUCUGUGAGGCUCAGUGUGACUUCCUUCAGAAAGUACACUUUCACUGCCUGGUUGAGGACUGUGGCGCACUCUUCAGUACUGUGGAUGGGGCAAUAAAACAUGCCAACUUCCACCUCCGAGCCACCUUGAAAGUGAAGUCUGAGCCUCAGUUUGGUGAGGGAAAGGACUCCAGUGAUGGAGCCUCGCUGCAGCCUGCUGCUCCUGUCUCUAUUGCCAACAACCCCUCCAUGGAUGUUGCGCACCUCACCUCCUCUGGUGGCUACAGCUCUCCUCCUCCCUCCCUGCUGGCCUGGAAGCAGCUGACCGGCAGCAUCCCACAGAUGCCAGCCUCGAUGCCUAACCUGCCAGCUAACUCCCCUCUUGCUACCACUUCUCUGGAGAAUGCGAAGCCACAAGUCAAACCUGGUUUCCUGCAAUUCCAGGAAAAUGAUCCCUGUUUGGCUACUGACUGUAAGUACUCAAACAAGUUCCACUUCCACUGCUUGUUUGGGAAUUGCAAGUAUGUGUGCAAAACAUCUGGCAAGGCAGAGUCCCACUGUUUGGACCACAUCAACCCCAACAACAAUCUGGUCAAUGUCCGUGACCAGUUUUCCUACUACUCUCUCCAGUGUCUGUGUCCCAACCAGCACUGUGAGUUCAGAAUGAGGGGCCACUAUCACUGUCUGCGGCCAGGCUGCUACUUUGUCACUAACAUCACCACCAAGCUGCCGUGGCAUGUCAAGAAGCAUGAGAAAGCAGAGCGUCGCGCUGCCAAUGGCUUCAAAUAUUUCACCAAGAGGGAGGAAUGUGGGAGACUGGGUUGUAAAUAUAACCAAGUCAACAGCCACUUCCACUGCAUCCGUGAAGGUUGCCAGUUCUCCUUCCUGCUAAAGCACCAAAUGACCUCACAUGCUCGCAAACACAUGAGGCGGAUGCUGGGGAAGAACUUUGACAGAGUUCCAUCCCAGAUGAUGUCACACGGUCAGAGGGCAGAUGAGAUGCAGCAUGUAUCCGGCAUGAUGUCUGGACAUUUAGGAAACCAGUCUGGCAUCAACUCCGGCUUCUCCUCAUCCAUGAUGGAUGAAACUGACGAUUACAUGGACUACAUGGGAGGAGGUGGCAGCCCCCUGGGCCUCUCUUCUGAAUCCUCCAACCAGGACCGGAGCUGCACCAGCACCCCUGUAGGUCCUGAUGGUUCCCCAGCAGGACUAGGCUACCCUGCCACCUCUUCUGCUCCUACCACCCCUGCUGACACUAGCGCUUCCCAAAAUGCACUUCCUUCUUCCCCUCCUCCUCUACCGCCUCCUCCUCCUCACUCUGCUCCUCAGCCUGGCCUCCAGUCCCAGGCCACAUCCCUCUCUCCUGCUCUUCUCCGACCUCCUCUCUCCUCACUCCCAUACCUCCUCUCUCCAUCCUGUCUGUCAUACUCUCUGCUCAGCGCCUCUCUGGGAGCCACUCGGAGUGUUGUCAUGCCAACCAACACACCAGCUUUCAGCCCCAUCAUUGCCACUCCGUCUCCAGUUAAAAAUGACGUCCCUAUAGUACAGGAUGCUGCAGGCAACACCAUCUCCAUUCCCACUGCCACCGGUUCAAAGAAGCGCUUCUGGAUCAUCGAAGACAUGUCACCAUUCGGCAAACGCCGCAAGACCGCAUCUUCCCGUAAGAUGCUCGAUGAGGGCAUGAUGCUGGAGGGCUUCAGGCGCUAUGACCUCUACGAGAACUGCAAGGACCCAGGCUGCCAGUUUUCUCUGAAGGUGACCCAUUACCACUGCACCCGUGAAAACUGCGGCUACAAGUUCUGCGGCCGCACCCACAUGUACAAGCACGCGCAGCACCACGACCGUGUGGACAACCUAGUUCUGGAUGACUUCAAACGCUUCAAAUCGUCCCUCAGCUGCAACUUCUCCGACUGCCAGUUUUCAGGCAACAGCACCCACUUCCACUGCCUGCGCUGCGGCUUCCGCUGUACCGACAGCACCAAAGUGACGGCCCACCGCAAGCACCACGGCAAGCAAGAUGUGAUCAGCGCCGCGGGCUUCUGCCAGUUCAGCUCCAGUGUGGAUUGCACGGUUCCUGACUGCAAAUACAAGCUCAAGUGCUCCCACUUUCACUGCACCUUCCCAGAGUGUAAGCACACAGUGGUCGGCAUGUCCCAGAUGGACUCCCACAAGAGGAAGCAUGAAAAGCAGGAGCGCGGUGAACUGCCGUCUGUGUCACCAAAACAGGAAGUGUUGCACCACCUGGGUGGAGGUGUGUCAGCAAUCCCUCAGCAAGUCCCUAUGGGUCUCUCUACAUCCUCACCUGGAGGCAUUCAUGGGUUGUCACACACCAUCAACAGCAACACUCGCUCAAUGCUCUACCCAACAGGCGGAAUGGGGUCUGAGUACAACCACCCGUACCCGCCCUCCUCCAUCAGCCUGGACAGCUCCCUAAACCUGGGCACAGAUACCAGCAGCUCCCUGUUCUUCCUGAAGAACGCAGCCGGUCUGGGUCUCAGCGACUCUCUAGACCUCAGCAAGAAGAUACACCUGGAGACAGAGCGCGAUGGCCACAACCCUGGGAACCUGCUGGGUCUGUCAACAGCUCAGGACGACACCACGGGAACGUCCGGAGAGGCUGAAGAUGACCUGUCGCCAGAGGAGGAGGCGCACGCAGAGGAGGAGGAUGAAGAAGAUGAGGAGGAGGAGGCAGAGGAGGAGCAAAACUCUGACUCAAAUGAUGAUUCAAUGGCAGAGCCCGAUGGUGAAAAGAACAAUGGCGAGAGUUUUGAUGCUUCCGUUAACCACACUGAUUCUUCCCAACUGGAAAAGCAUGACGCUGACCCAUGAGAAAAAAACUAAGUGAGACUGUAGGAACUGAAGAGGAAGCCUAUGUUCUAUGAACAAACAAUGAAAGUGGCCUCAUUUAUCAUGUUUAGAGACUACAUAUGACAACAAAAAAACAACAGUGUGGAGAAAAUGAUGGCCUAAAAUGAUUUAUGAUGAUGUUUACAAGAUGACCAACAUUGUUAAUUCAAUUAUGCAUUAAAAAAAAAAAUAUGAACGGAGACACACAGAAUUAGGCUCUGUGUAACACACAGAGCAGCAAUGUAAAGCAUUUUACUACACAUCAGUCUUUUUGUGUGUGUGCAUGUUUGACUUAAUUUAUUUUUAUUUUUUUUCACUUUUUUGUGUGGAUAAAAAAAUUAGAAAAACAAAAACAAAUCUCUCUAUAUAACUAUAUAUGUAAGUGUAUGUGUGUGUGUGCGUGUGUGUGUGUGUGAAAGAUGAUAUACAAAAGGAAAUUGUUGGCACGGGCAACAUGAACUGCCCGAACUACGAAGAAAAAAGGGAUGGGAAUCACUAAAGGGGAAAAAAGGAUGUGAUGAAACAUUUGAUCUUUUUUUCUGUAUUAAUAUUAUUAUUAUUAUUAUUAUUAAACACUGAGGGAAAGGGAGGUUUCUUUUUGCUCAUUCCCGUCGCUCUCAGCUGUUUUCUUCGUUCUCAAUGACAUGUGGAAUUGACCAGUAAAUGUUUGGUCGGUCUCAGCUGCAGUCUCAACAGUUCUCUCUGACAUUCUGCUAGAAACGCUCACUAGCACCAAAACCAAGCUCAGCCCCUGUAAUUAAACCCCGGCCCCUGCGGAGGUAUCAAGUUUGUGUGUGGAUAGUGCACUUUUAUAUUAGCUGACCAUGAUGCUAGAUAACUCAUAAGCAUAUUUAAAAAAUAUUUUUGUUACCAUUUGUAUCUUUUCUUUACAAUUUUGUUUUGUUGUGUUGUUAGUCUGAAGCAUAUCGAUCUGUAAACUGGCUAGGUCGUGAUUAACGACCUGCGACGGCGGUUGUGAAUGGGGGUGGGGUGGGGGGGGGGUGGGGGGGGCGACUGACCAGAGGAAACAAUGAGUCACUCAGACGCAGCGAGGAGGAAGUGUGAUUUAAGUUUAAAAAUUUACAGACCAGUUUUCCAUUCAUGUGGUUGACAUCCUGUUGUAACGGUUUUUAUUUAAUAUUUAUGUGACCUUCCAAUGAGAAACUUUUAGGGUGUUCUUGCACUUUUUAGGUUCAUUUUUACCGUCUGAAAAAAUAUGAUAUAUAUCUUUUAACAGGGAAUUUGCUUUAAAGAUAUUGUUUUAGUUCACUUUUGCUUUAAUGCACAAAAAUAGAUGUUAGUGUGACAAAGAACUGUCGUUCUGUGAUUUAUUUAAAGAUUAUUUUGCUUCUGUGAUUUGACAGUUUGAAGAAAAAAGGAAAUGAGUGCGCCAUAAAAGUGGUGCUCUGUUAAGAAACACUAAUAUGAACUGUGAUUUUUGAUAAAAUUUAAAGAAGCUCAUGGCAAUGAUCUCUUACUGUAGAAGUCAAUUAUAAAUCUGUCAAAGACCCCCACUGAUUACAACUGAGCGAAUAUGUACGACCAACAAGUUGACACACUGAUCAUGAGUUCUCUCCUGAGCUUGGCAUUGGAAAUAAAUGAUCAUGAUAUAGGGAAUAAUAAUGUGUGUAGAUGAUAUUCCUCCAGAUAUUGUUCUGGGAAGAAAAAAAAAAGGUUGUACAGUAUUUUCCUCUGUAAAAAAUAACUAUAUAUGAACAAAAUGCUCUUUGAUGAACAGCUUCCUUUAAAAAGAAAAACCGUUAAAGGAGAAAUGAAUAAUAAAAAGUUAAGAAUUCAAAUAGUCUCAUUAUAGUUUGCUUGUGUGCUUGACCUUUUUUUUAUUAUCACAGGUUUUUGCAAAAGUUGUUCAUACUGUAGCAUUGGCAGAUUGCAGAUUUGUUUUCUUUUUACAAACUGUCUGAAGCUCAAACUAAAAUACACUGAUUUUAAUUCAUUCAUUGAUUUUUCUGAUUUAUUUAACAACUUGUUUGGUUCAAUGUUAUUUUUCCAUAUGUGUGCUUUCGUUUGACUUGUUCUCAUCAAUUAAAAUAUUGGGUUUAUAUUUACUUUGCUGUGGGCAUGCCUUGUUCACAGACUGAUCUGUCUCCUGGGACUCUGCUGCGUAGCAGAGGCGUUAUGACACUCCUUCUGUGUUCUCAUCAUCUGUUCAGAUAACUGGGCUGGGAGACGUUGUGCACUUGAAUACGGUCAAUGUGUGUACAUGUGUGUGAGUGUGUGUGUGAGGGUGUAUACAUAGCAGGAUUUGUAAAAAGUUGAAAAUAAAGAACCUAUAAUUAUUAUAACAACAAAUGCAGUGCUUGAUAGUGCUUCAGCCUUUGGACAUAUGUGAAGGGGAAAGGUGCUGCUGGACGACAGCACACAGCAGUGAUCUCUGUCUCUUUUUGUAUCUGUCACUGACACUACUGAAUUGUGUGUGUGUGUGUGUGUGAGAGUGUGUGUGUGUCUCCCUGAGAGAGACGGAUAGACCAUGGCUGUAAGAACACAGACCUGUGGCUCCGUCCCAGCUGCUCACAGCUCCGAUUCAUAUUUCAUGACCUUGUUCAUCUUUUCCCUAAUUUGUUCCACUGUAAAUUCAACUUAGAAAAUUUACUGUCAAAAAACAAACAAAACUAAAAAUCUGCAUUAGUGCAGGUAGGGGAAUCAACAAUAUUUGUUGUAGGGGUCAUCGUUGUUCAAGCUUGAUAUUCUGGUGCGAGGACCCUAUCGGAGCUUAGGACCAUUCGUGAGAUAGAGGACUGCUUCUGGCUCUCAGUGGCUUGUUCAGUGCUGGCAGGUCACAUUUUUAGUUCACUUUUUGUUUUUGCCUUGAGCCAUUUGCUGGGUUCUCCUCCCACACCCUCAUGUCACCCAGUGGCUGGUGUGCUGGUUCUGUUUGUCCCUUCAACUACAGCUGUUCCUGUCCUUCCUCCUUCUCUUCCUUGUGAUUUUUUUUUUUGUAAUAAAAAAAAAAGAAGAAGAAAAAAAAAACACGGGUAAAGGCAUCACCAUCUGUCAGCCAGCUGGCAUCCUGUAUAUAAUCUACCAGAAAAAAAAAGAAUAAACAUGAAAAUUAUAUUACACAAAAACCAGACGGAAACGACCUCCAAAUCCCGCAUAGGCUGCUGUUGAAAUGACAGAUCAUUUUACUGUUUUAAUUAACAGAGUAAAAAGGAUGGUUUUAAAAAGUUGUGGGGAGCUAAACUGAGAUGUAUUUCCACUGCUGGAGAAAUGUAAUAUGAAAGCCUCCCUGCUCACUGCAGCAAAGUGAAUAAACAGAGUAACAUUUUAGACUUUGUAAGAUAAAUUGCACUUUUGGACUAAAAGCCAUCUCCCGUUAGCGUUCAAUUUGGCGAGAUUCAUGAGACAUUUUUUAUGAAAAGCAGACAAAGAAGAAUUUUUUAAAAACUCUCUACUCUUGAAUUUGUUUCCCUCAGCACUGCUUCUCAGUCUUGUGCAAUUACUUAUUUCCACUUGGAUACAGUGCUGUUCAUCUUCAUUGUGCUUUAUGUUGUUUUUCUGUUUCUGCAUGUCUGAUGCAAAGAUUGAGCUUUUCACUCAGUGAAAUAAAAACCUACUGAACGAC